CGGGCUAUUAUCUAACAGGGAAGUAGUGGUUUGCAGUGAGUUGUAUGCGACUUUGUUUAUGCUGUGGAAACUGUGGUGCGUUCAGCUCCUAGUAUUCCUUGCCGUAGUUACACAGUCUGAAUAAUCAAAAUGUGGAAUCCAAAUCAAGGUCAACCUGGUCCAUACCCUGGAGGUCCAAUGCCCCCUAACCCAUCAUAUCCUCCAGGUCAUGCUCCUGGUUAUUCCCCAGGCAGUAACCCUGCUUACCCACCAGGCAUGGACCCUACUGGCCCUUAUGGUCCCACAGGGCAACAUCCAUUUCCACCUGUACACCCCUCUUACCCUGGAGGCCAACCCAGUGCACCCUCUUACCCUGGAAGCAUUCCACCAAACAUUGGCCCACCGGGUGGUGUCUAUCCAGGUAGUCAUCCCCAGCCAUACCCAGGAUACCCUCCUGGGAUGGGAAAUCCACUGGCAGGAGGGAUGGCUGGGGUUAUGGGUGGUGCAGGUAUGGCCAUUGCUUCACACAAAAUGGACAAAAAAAUGAAGAAGAAGAUGAAAAAAAUGAAGAAGGCCCAAAAACAUGGAAGACAUGGCAAGCAUUCAUCCAGCAGCAGUAGCAGCAGUGAUUCAGAUUAAAAUGGUAGGACACAUGGCGAUGAAUCAAUGCAGCAUGGAACGGUGAUUCAAUCCACAUGAUAUGCCAUCUUUUUCCCCUUACUCUACCUCCUUAGAAACUUCUAAUAUUCUUUCACAGGAAUCUUUUUUUUUUUUUUAGUGUGCACCCAUUCUUUCUUCAUUUAUUACUCACAGUAGCUUGCAAGCCUUGUAAAAAUUGUGGAAAUGCUAAUGUCAGUUCGUGACAAACUGGGUAGUGCGUCAUGUGUCCCAAAACGGGCUUGAACUGACUUAAGGAGCUCUGUCCCUGACGUUGUGGGGAAUGUGGUGUUAAUGGGUGGCACAGGGUAAGGAAGACAGAAUCUACAGGAUCAGGGUGCCACUCUGGAGUCAUUUUUAAAUUAUUCACCAAUGAAUGCAGCAAUCACAGUGGCCUUAUUUCCCUCUUUCUGAAAUUAUGAUGAGAGUUUAAAUUAAAUUAUAACCUUUAUAAAAUUAAUAUAUUUUUAUUAUUAUUUUAAUUAAGAUUCCAUUUAUGAUUGAAGAUGUACAUUUAUGGAAAGCCUUUAUUGUAUAACUACUGAUUGUAUAACUUGAUUUGAAUUACCUUUUUUUUUUUUACUAUAGAAUAAAAUGUUUGCAUUAGCACAUGCUUUAUACAUGUGAGCUUAUUUGUAUAUGUUGCAUACUUUUUUUUUCCUCCCACUUUAUAUUUUGUUAUGCACCAUUUUGUGUCAUGUUGUGACUGUUCUCAGCUUAUAAAUUUGAAGUACUUGUGAUUUAUCUGAAUAAAAAUUUAAAUAAAACA
Messenger RNA from Polypterus senegalus (gray bichir), 1405 nucleotides. RefSeq names its product proline-rich protein 13-like. The record is from RefSeq and is a predicted model, not a curated record. Gene Ontology annotation, cellular component: nucleoplasm. The transcript is spliced from 4 exons. NCBI's taxonomy places the organism in Eukaryota, Metazoa, Chordata, Cladistia, Polypteriformes, Polypteridae. The coding region runs from base 130 to 618 and encodes 162 amino acids.